UCAAUGACCCGCCCCGUUAAAAACUAUAAGCGCCCCACACGGGUUUCUCUGGAAGUGCUGCUCUAUGCCAUUCUGGAUGUGGUUGAGAAAGAUCAGAAAUUCAUCCCUUAUGUUUGGACUGUCAUGAGGUGGAACAAUGAAUACAUAUCCUGGGAUCCAAAUCAGUUUUGUGGAAUUGAUAAUGUUUCUCUUCCUGCUGAAGUGUUGUGGAUACCAGAUAUCACUAUUGAGGAAAUGACAGAGAAGGACAAAGCCCCUCCGAGUCCUUAUCUCACCAUCAAUGAUAAAGGUGAUGUUGAAGUCCAGAACGACCAGGUGCUGGUCAGCACUUGCAGGAUGCACAUUUACAAGUUCCCCUUUGACAUACAGAACUGCAACCUCUCCUUCAAGUCUACCAUACACACCGCAAAGGACAUUCGACUCCAGCCAAGCGACAACUCUACAGAGGCCACAUUGUGGUCCCGUGACGUGAUGCGGACCCAGUACGAAUGGCUGUUUCUCAACAUGACCGUUACCACCAACAACGCCAGUGAUCUGAUCAGCCAAGACAUCAUCAUUUACACUAUCACCAUGAAGAGGCGGUCUCUCCUCUAUAUUGUCAACUUCCUGGUACCUGUCCUGUUCUUCCUGUGUCUGGACUUGGCCUCCUUCCUGAUCUCAGACAGCGGGGGAGAGAAGCUCAGCUUCAAGGUCACUGUGCUGCUCGCUGUCACUGUGUUACAACUUAUUCUAAAUGACAUUCUCCCUGCCUCUUCAAACAGGAUUCCUCUUAUUGCGGUUUAUUGCAUUGGGAUUUUUGCUCUGAUGCUACUAAGCCUCCUGGAGACAAUUUUGGUGAUGCAUCUGAUUGAAAAAGACUCCCAAGCAUCCCAAGACAACAAGGCAGAUAAUGGUCGGAACAAGGACUGUAACAAGAGGGGCAAGGCCAACUUCCACAAUAGUCACCAAGAGGGGAACGAAUGGACUCAAUGCGGCUGUAUCUAUGAUGUGUGUGAAACUCCGUCUGAAUUGCUGCCUGUAACCAAAGAGGGCAACAGCAGAAAGGUGAUUGAGGAGUAUCAUGCCUUGGAGAAGCUCUCAGAUGAGCUGAGGGAGAUGCAGAAAACAUUGUCCCUGCUCCUCAGCAACACCAAGGAAGUGGCGAAGCCUGGUUACUGGACUAGAGUGGCAAAAAAAGUCAACAAAGUUUUCUUUAUUUUCUAUUUAACAGUGGUAAGUCUGUUCUUAAUUAUUAUCUUUUUAAAAUGGAACACUGGAUAGAGGUGAUUAUUGCUACAUCAUAAAAACACAAUUGUCUGUUUCCAUUAAAAGAAUUACACUAGAAUGACUAUAUCUCAUCUUUUCAUGUCUUCGGUGUCUAAUAUGCACAAUGUGUAUGUAUCACAGGUUGUCCAGUUGUAGUUGAUGUGUAUAUGUAAUAUAAAAGUUGUUAAUCUGAAGGUACAGUAUUAGCUUUGAAAACAUAUAUCAAGCUCAUAGUAUCACACAAAGAAAUAAUACAAUACAAAUUAUGCAUGCUCCUUUUAUGCUUAAUGUAUGCUUAGUGCAUGUGUUGUAUUAGUGUUUUGGAUAACAUUU
Molecule: messenger RNA, 1578 nt
Organism: Trematomus bernacchii (emerald rockcod)
Lineage: Eukaryota; Metazoa; Chordata; Actinopteri; Perciformes; Nototheniidae
Product: 5-hydroxytryptamine receptor 3A-like
Exons: 9
Coding region: 4-1260 (418 amino acids)
Biological process (GO): chemical synaptic transmission; monoatomic ion transmembrane transport; regulation of membrane potential
Cellular component (GO): synapse; membrane; neuron projection
Molecular function (GO): neurotransmitter receptor activity; extracellular ligand-gated monoatomic ion channel activity; transmembrane signaling receptor activity
Source: RefSeq, a predicted model, not a curated record